UACUUCAGCGAUCCGACGUCGGUUGUACAGAUCAUUCGUGCUAUAUCUACGUAUUGUUGCUGUUUUCCGUGCAAAGAACUGUUUGUGAUCGUGCUAAAAAAAAUGAGCGAGAACGAGGAGCGCGGCGAUCGGGAGGAUCAGGAUCAGGAUCAAGAUCAGAAGGAGACUGGCGGCAAGAAAAUGGAGAUCCAGCUGGAGCUGAACCUCAAGCAGAAGUUGGCCACUCGACUGGGAACCCUUCUGUUGGCCACUCUGAUCUUCGCCAGCUUUUGUUGGGACAACGCGGUGGCCAGUCUCACUUUGGGAGCGAUUGUGGCUCUUCUCCUAAGGAAUCCCACCUUUGUGUUUGCCCUGGUUAUGACCUGCUCAAGGGACUUGAUGGCUGUGCAGCGCUUUUUAGCCCUUAAUAUCUACCUUCUGAGAAGGGAUCGUGGUGGUUUCACCGUAGCCCGAUGUUUUCAGGAGCAGGCCAGAUCUCUUCCCAAGAAAACCUGCUUUCUCAUGGACAAUCGUCGUCUUACUUUUGCGGAGGCUUUGGAAUUAACCCAGAAGAUCGCUAGCUAUUUCAAGGAUCAAGGCUUGCAAAAGGGCGAUUGCGUGGCUUUGUUAAUGGAAACGCGUUUGGAGUAUCCCUGCAUUUGGUUGGGUCUCUCGCAACUCGGAGUGAUCACUGCCCUUAUAAACUCCAAUCUGCGAGGAGAGUCUCUGCUCCACUCCAUAAAAGUGGCCAAUGCCAAGGCCAUAAUUGUAGGCAGUGAACUUGUGGAUGUGUUGAAAUCGCUGAAGGAAAAGGAACAGCUUCAGGAUGUACCCAUCUAUCAAUACACUGAUGAUGACUUGCGGGAGGUUCCAGAACAUAAUCUCCUGCCAGGAGCUGUGGAUCUGAGGAGUGCUUUAUUAAACCAACAAAUACUGGAGCUACCAAGUUCGAAGUCUCCUGAAGAAGCCAGAUCGAAACUGCUCUAUGUUUACACCUCUGGAACUACGGGUCUGCCCAAAGCUGCUGUGAUAACCAACCUGCGAUUUCUAUUCAUGUCCGCUGGAUCUUACUAUAUGCUAAGGAUGUCCAGCAAUGAUGUGGUGUAUAAUCCUUUGCCUCUUUAUCACACCGCUGGCGGAAUUGUGGGUGUGGGUAAUGCCAUACUCAAUGGAUCCACGGUGGUGCUACGCAAGAAGUUCUCGGCCAGGAAUUUCUGGUUGGAUUGCAACCGCCACAAUUGCACAGUGGCUCAAUAUAUUGGGGAGUUGUGUCGCUACCUCCUGGCCACUCCUUACACUCCGGAUCAGCAAAAGCACAACCUUCGCUUGAUGUACGGCAAUGGAUUGAGGCCACAGAUCUGGUCGCAGUUCGUCCGUCGCUUUGGCAUUCCGCAUAUUGGAGAGAUCUACGGCGCCACCGAGGGCAACUCCAAUCUGAUCAACAUCACCAAUCGAGUGGGAGCCAUUGGCUUUGUGCCAGUCUACGGAUCGCGGCUUUAUCCUGUCCAAGUGCUGCGAUGUGAUGAGCAAACGGGUGAGCUGAUCAAGGACUCGCGGGGUCACUGCAUCAGGUGUCUGCCAGGACAAGCUGGACUUUUGGUGGGCAAGGUUGAUGCCCGGCGAGCAGUGAGUGCUUUCCAUGGGUAUGCGGAUAAAGGAGCCUCGGAGCAGAAGCUCCUCCGAAAUGUCUUCUCCACCGGCGAUGUCUUCUUUAAUUCCGGUGACAUGGUGCUGCGCGACAUCCUCGGCUACUUUUACUUCAAGGAUCGCACGGGUGACACAUUCCGCUGGCGGGGCGAGAACGUGGCCACCCAGGAGGUGGAGGCCACCAUCACCAACUGCAUUGGUCUCGAGGAUUGUGUGGUGUACGGUGUUCAGAUCCCCUAUGUGGAGGGUAAGGCCGGAAUGGCAGCGAUUGUGGAUCCAGCCCGCAAGGUGGAUAUGGAUUAUCUGUCCAUAGUUCUGAGGGGCAGUCUACCGACCUAUGCCCGCCCCCUAUUCAUCCGAAUUCUGGACGAGAUUCCCCGCACUGCCACAUUCAAGCUGAAGAAACGAGAGUUGGCCCAGGAGGGUUAUGACAUCAAAACGCUUACGGAUCCCAUUUACUACCUGAAUCGGGACGGGAUCUACAGACCUCUUAGCCAGGACCAGUACGAGUCCUUGCGUUCGGGAAAAGCGGGGCUCUGAGGAUAAAUCCCCCACAAAAUUUGAUUCCAGCCAAUCCUUUGUGUAUAUAGCUAACCGUUUUGUGUGUGUCCCAAUGUAUUUUUAACGCUUAAACAACGACUGAUUCCGAAAAUACCA
Messenger RNA from Drosophila rhopaloa, 2283 nucleotides. It is a transcript of the gene Fatp3, whose product is annotated as long-chain fatty acid transport protein 4. The transcript has 4 exons. Gene Ontology annotation, cellular component: endoplasmic reticulum. Lineage: Eukaryota; Metazoa; Arthropoda; Insecta; Diptera; Drosophilidae. The record is from RefSeq and is a predicted model, not a curated record. Gene Ontology annotation, molecular function: long-chain fatty acid-CoA ligase activity; long-chain fatty acid transmembrane transporter activity. Gene Ontology annotation, biological process: triglyceride homeostasis. The coding region runs from base 103 to 2166 and encodes 687 amino acids.